Molecule: messenger RNA, 1414 nt
Organism: Neltuma alba
Lineage: Eukaryota; Viridiplantae; Streptophyta; Magnoliopsida; Fabales; Fabaceae
Exons: 2
Coding region: 361-1362 (333 amino acids)
Biological process (GO): regulation of DNA-templated transcription
Molecular function (GO): double-stranded DNA binding
Source: RefSeq, a predicted model, not a curated record
GUUAGGGGUAGAAAGUUAAAAACUCUUGCGACGAGGUGCACCGAUGCUUCGACAAAUUUUGCCUUCUCAAUCUCCCUCGCGCCUCCGUUCCAUUGUUUCGUCAAUGUGCCAAAGAUGCAGAUUCGAUGAUGCUGCCUGACCCGAAAUAGCGAGGUGUAUACAUAGGAAAUGCAAAAGGUUACAGGAUUGCUCACCUUCUUCUCUUACGUUGUCUGGGUUCUAUUCCCUUCUUCGUUCUUUAUUUGCUGAUUGUCUGAUUCUAAGCGUCAUAUUUGGGAAAAUUUGAGGAAUUAUGCUAGUUGCCGGGUUGAUUGGAGCUGACUACUCGUCUAUUUAGUGAGUUUCUUACCAUCAUCAUUCAUGCUAACUUUUCUGUUGGCAAGAUUAUCUUCGUCACUGCCGUGUUGGAGGACAGCCCAGUUAGGGUUUCUUCAUCGCAAUGCAUCCCACAUUUCCUGUUCGUUUUAUUCGGUUGCGCAAUUAUCUCAGUCAAGUCGACCAGAACAAAGUAGAGAUGGGGAUCUUUCGUUUACGCAAUCUUACCUCAUGAACUCAUGUGGCAUGUCUGCCAAAGUUGCUGGUAAAGUAUCUGAGAGGAUUGAAUUGAAGGACCCAUAUCAACCGGAUUCGGUACUUAAUAUUCUGAGAAGCUACGGAUUCUCAGAUCCACAGAUAUCCAAGAUUGUGACGUGCUAUCCACGGGUGCUUUUGGCCAAUCCUGAGCACAAUCUUUUGCCCAGGCUAAGGUUUAUGCAGUCUGUGGGGUUCUCAGCUGCUGAAAUCCCAGAACUCUUCUCGUAUAACACUGCAUUAGUGUUAUAUAGCUUAGAGAAACGUAUAAUUCCCCACUAUGAGGCCCUUAAAAGUGUGCUUUAUGAUGAUUGGAAAGUGAGGAGAUGUCUAAAAUGCUCUACUUGGAGUAUUUGCUCCUAUGAUGUAAAAAAUAUCGGCCCAAACAUAAAGGUUUUAAGAGAUGAAGGAGUGCCUCAAUCUUUGGUCUUUUCCCUGUUAUCUAGACGUGCAAAUGUAGCAUUCAUGAAUCAAUCAAUUUUUGCAGAAUAUGUCAAGUUUGUCAAGGAAACAGGAGUCGAACCUUUCAAGAUUGGGUUUGUUGAAGCACUUAUAGUUGUAGCUCAGUUGCGUAAAUCAACCUGGGAGUCGAAACUGGGUAUCUUUAAGAGAUUUGGCUGGUCCCAAGGUGUCACACUCAUGGCAUUUAGUAAGGUUCCAAAUAUCAUGGCUAUGUCAGAGAAAAAGAUCUCAGACGCAAUGAAGUUUUUCAUAGAUGAAGUGGGUUUGCGGUUGGAAGAUAUAGCUGGACGACCGAAUAUUCUUAGGCAUCUUGGUUCUGAAGGACCUUAAAUCCUCAAAUUAUUGAAGAGGCUUAUGUGAACCUAAUUUUUGGUUCACAAGG